AUGCAAUCCAACUUAGGAAGUACAUUUCAAUGCAAUUUUUGUUUAUCUUAUGUACCAAACAUGUGCAAAGAAGUACAUAAUGUAAAGUGUGGGAUGAAAAAUAUUCAAGAUAAUUCUCAAAGAAAUCAAUUGAAUGAAGAAGAAUAGAUUCCCUAACAAUAAGAUUUCCCAUAAUAAAUUGUAACUUAAUUAAUAUGAUUCUUUUAGAAUUUUAAAGAAAAAGUAAACUAGUUGUAGCAAUUUUAGUAAGCAAUGAAUAACUCACAAUAAUUUAGAAAUGACAUAAAAUCUUAAUAGAAUUAAUAAAAUAUUUCGAAUAUAAUUUCGUAAGGUGCCACCAACACAGUCAUUAAUAUUACAAGAUAAAAUGUAUAAUUGAAUGCUACUUAAGAAUAAUAACCAGCACAAACUCUAUAAUUUUAAUAGAGUAGAAUUUAAUAGUAAGGAACUAGUAGUAGAAAUUUUACAAAUCAAUAAAUUUCAAGGUUUCUUGAAAUUCAAAGGUCAAUAUAGCCAUAAAACUAAUAACUGACUAAUUUAUUUAGAACAAAUUAUGAGUAAUAACAACAGCCUGUUUAGUAGCUGUAAUUCCCUCGAUAAUAAGUUAGCUUUAGAUAAACUCCUAAUAGUAUGUUUACACCAAAUCCACUGCUCCAAAAUAUUUCUUAAUUUUAAUAGACCACUCCUUUAACACCCUUAUAAAAUGAUUCUAACAAUAAUUCCAUUUUCUAAACUAAUAAUCUUACUUAAAGAAUAUAAAACAUGUUUCCAUCAUAGAGCGACGAUUCCAGUAAUGAAGAAGAAGAAGAAAUAAGUGAAGAGGGUGGAUUAAAUAAUUUUGACUUAUUUAAAAAUUAUACAGAUGAGGAAGUGAAUUAAAUGAAUAAAUAAUAAUUCUAUCAAUACUUUAUACACAAACAAAUCACAGAGAAUCAUUUGAAUGAGCCUGAUGUAUAGAUAUAAAAGAUGAUGGAAUAAUAAAAUGAAAAAGAUAAUUAAUGUGUAAUUUGUUAGGAAGCCAUAAUAAUGGGUGAGGAUGAAACGAAGGUUUUAAUUUGCAAACAUGAAUUUCACUAAGACUGCAUAUCAAAUUGGAUUACUUUUAAAUCAACUUGCCCUAUAUGUAAAACAAGCAUUUGAU
Messenger RNA from Paramecium octaurelia, 1141 nucleotides. The record is from the annotation of a GenBank genome assembly. Lineage: Eukaryota; Ciliophora; Oligohymenophorea; Peniculida; Parameciidae.